Molecule: messenger RNA, 738 nt
Organism: Symbiodinium natans
Lineage: Eukaryota; Dinophyceae; Suessiales; Symbiodiniaceae
Source: the annotation of a GenBank genome assembly
AUGGGCAUGAAGGCCCAAGUUUGGUGGAUUCGAAACAACGGCUUCGAUGGCCCGGCAAAGGGCGGUGCCAGGCUGUGGGACAGCAGGCGUCGCGAGUCCAGGCGCCGUGGCGAGGAGCUUUUCCGCCACGAUGUGGACAACUUCGAACUCUGUGUUCACAACCUCCUCGCAGCCCCGGGCAGCAACAAGCGAAAGGUUUGCCGUGGUCGCGGCAAGUACGGUCAUCACGGCCGAACGUGCGGUUUCGGAACCACGAAGAACGGAGCUCACAAGCGCGGACGUCGCACCCUGAACCCGGGAUAUGAGGGCAACCAGAAGCCGCUCCACCUGAAGACUCCCAAGCUGCUGCCCUCGCAACGGGACUCCAUGAAGCAAGAUCCCUACACACCAAUUUCACUUGCAAUACUCAACAUGUGCGACGAUGGCGACGAGGUCGACUACAUGGAGCUUUUCGUCCGAGGACUGCCAGUCCCAUCGCGAAAGCGGUUUGACAGAGUCAAGAUCAAAGCGUCGGAAACCGACGAGUUCACAGUGAAGAACCUUACAGUUUUGGCUCAUGCCUUCGAGCCAGCUGCCCGUGAGAAGAUCGAGGAGAAUGGUGGCAGGUGCAUUCGCUUGUCAGAUGUUGGCAGCUUGCCGAUUGAUGAGAAGUGGAUGAGUACGAACGAGUUCCAGGUGGGCGGCGACUCCAAGGAGGAUGCCGCAGAGGCUGCGGAAGAGAAGGCGUCCGAGGAAUGA